Messenger RNA from Blepharisma stoltei, 219 nucleotides. The record is from the annotation of a GenBank genome assembly. Lineage: Eukaryota; Ciliophora; Heterotrichea; Heterotrichida; Blepharismidae.
AUGCUGUAUAUCUCGGUCGUUUUAAAUAUCAUUAAUUUCAAUAGGAAAUAUUGAUGAAUGCUUAAUUGCGGUAUGAGAUAUAAAAUCAGGAAAAAUAUUUGCUACUUCUAUAUUAGAAAAUUAUGCAAAUCAGAUUAUUUGGAUUUCACAGGACUCAACAUUAGAGCUUGUGACACUAUCGAAUCAUGAUAUGAUAUUUUUGAGACUAAACCAAUAUAA